AUGGCCUCUGUCGCCUGCUUCGUCCCGCCCAUGUCCGCAAACAUCUACUACCCGGUUCUGGCCCCCAUCGCCGACGACUUGGGCGUCUCCGUCGCUCUUGUCAACUUGACAGUCACCUCUUACAUGAUCCUCCAAGCCAUAUCCCCGACCAUCUUUGGCGACUUUGGCGAUAUGGCCGGCCGCCGUCCGGCGUUUCUUGUAGCGUUUAGCAUCUACCUCGUCGCCUGCAUCGGUUUGGCCUUGCAGCGCAACUACGCCGCUUUGCUGGUCCUCCGGAUGCUACAGAGUGGUGGGAGUAGUGGGGCAAUUGCGCUGGGAUUCGCCAUGGUUGCUGAUAUCUCGAUGAGCUCUGAGCGUGGGAAGUACAUGGGCAUCGUUGGAGCGGGAAUCAACGUUGGCCCAACUAUAGGCCCUGUUCUCGGCGGCGUCUUGACCCAAUACUUUGGCUGGGCCUCCAUCUUUUGGUUCUGCGUAGUGUUGGUUGGGCUAUGGCUUAUCCCCUACGCCCUCUUCACCCCGGAGACCUGCCGCAACGUCGUCGGCAACGGCUCUCUCCCCGCACAGCCUUGGAACCGGCCCGUUGUUGACCUCAUUCGCCGCCGACGCCGCAGACGCGCCAACAACACCAACGCCUUAUCCCGGAGCGAAUCCACAGCAACGGAAGCCCAGCCAAAGCGCAAACUUCGGUUCCCAAACCCCAUCCGCUCCGUGAAAAUCAUCUUCGAAAAGGAAAUGGGUGUCGUGCUUGCCUACAACAGCCUGCUCUACGUAGCCUUUAUUUGUGUUGCCGCGACCCUCGGCACCUUAUUCCGCGAGAUCUACGGCUUCAACGAUCUAGAGCUGGGCCUGUGCUAUCUUCCGUAUGGUGCGGGCUGCGUCGUUGCCAGCUUGGGGCAAGGCUACGUUCUCGACUGGAACUAUCGCCGCAUCGCCCGAAAGAUCGGCUUCACCAUCGACCGUCGACGGGGCGACGACCUGAGCAAGUUCCCAAUCGAGAAGGCUCGCCUGCAGCCCGUCUAUCCGGCUGUUUUGGUUGGGCUCAUUGCGUUGGUGGCGUACGGAUGGGUCUUGCAGAUUGAGACCAGCGUCGCUGCGCCAUUGGUUUUGCAGAGUGUUAUUGGGCUCACCAUCACAGGGUCCUUCAGCAUCAUGAAUACCUUGAUCGUGGAUCUGUUUCCGGAUGCGCCUGCAACCGCCACGGCCGCCAACAACCUGGUGAGGUGUGCCCUAGGCGCUGUCGGUACGGCUGUCAUUGAGUACAUGAUCGCUGGUAUGGGAAGGGGGUGGUCAUUUACGUUUCUGGCUGCCUUGUGCGCGGUGUUGAGUCCGAUGUUGUUUGUGAUCGUGAAGAAAGGACCAACGUGGAGGAAUGAGAGACGGACGAGGGAGGACGCUUCAUGA
This is a messenger RNA of Colletotrichum spaethianum, 1401 nucleotides long. Its product is annotated as itaconate transport protein. The coding region runs from base 1 to 1401 and encodes 466 amino acids. Gene Ontology annotation, biological process: transmembrane transport. Gene Ontology annotation, molecular function: transmembrane transporter activity. The transcript has a single exon. The record is from RefSeq and is a predicted model, not a curated record. NCBI's taxonomy places the organism in Eukaryota, Fungi, Ascomycota, Sordariomycetes, Glomerellales, Glomerellaceae.